Lycium ferocissimum is the source of this 1723-nucleotide messenger RNA. RefSeq lists its product as uncharacterized. Lineage: Eukaryota; Viridiplantae; Streptophyta; Magnoliopsida; Solanales; Solanaceae. The record is from RefSeq and is a predicted model, not a curated record. The transcript has 3 exons. Bases 134 to 1270 code for a protein of 378 amino acids.
CUCUCUCCCAUUUUCGUCACUUUUCCAGAAAAACAAACAAACAAACCCUUAUUGCGGCGGUGAAAGAGAUUUUCUCUUUCCGAUGUCCAAAACCUAGCUACUAUUCCCCUCCGCCGCCGUCGCCGCCGUUAUUAUGCCGACUUACACAGCAAUAGCCUUCGAGAAUCUUCUCGAACCUCGUAAAUCCUCCUACGCAAAGCAACAACAGCUAACAAACGAGAGAAAUGAAGAAGAAGAAGAAGAAAAAGUUGCACCGGCGAACCACAUAUAUAUAUCACCGGCGUUGUACAUAACACCUGAGCCAGCUCCGAUUCCAGAAACUUCUUCUGGUUCCCUCUCUCCUUCUCCUUAUGUAGUCAACCACAAGCGACGUGGCGGCGGUAGUGGAGGAGCUGCCUUUGCCAACCGGAAACUUGAUGAGCAAGUUAACAAUGAGAACACUGAUUUAGAUUUGAAUUUGAAUUUGAAAGAGGAGGAGGAGUUAUUAGCUGUUGAGGAUAAUUCAUUUGAAGAAGAAGAAGAUGAGGGAUUUUUGGAUCCGAGAUGUGAUGUGUUUAGUAUUGGAAGUGUUAAUGAGGUGAUGAAAGGGCUUGAUUGCCGUAGCAUUGUGUCUGCUCAAGGCGAAUUCUUUGAUGCCGAUGAAGAUUUCUCCUUGGAAGGAUCAUCUCUUAAUGGAUCUGCAUCUGGCGCUAAUAUUGAAUUGGAACUGCGUGCCACAAGGCUUAAACUCCUUGAGGAAAUUGAAAGGAGAAAAACUGCAGAGGAUGCUCUUAAUAUGAUGCGAUGUCAGUGGCAGAAUAUCAGUAAUGUUCUAUCUGGGUCAGGGUUAACACUUCCUUCACCUUCAGAUGUCAUUGGUGGUAUGCAGUUUGAUAAUGCUUCAAUUGAGCAGCUCUCUCAGGAAGUAAUUGUCACAAGAUUUGUUGCUGAAGCAAUAGGAAAAGGUCAAGCUCGUGCAGAAGCUGAACUAGCUGCAGAGUCAAUACUUGAAUCAAAAAACCAGGAGAUUUCAAGGCUGAGAGACAGGCUCCGAUACUACGAGGCUGUAAAUCAUGAGAUGUCCCAGAGAAAUCAGGAAAUCAUUGAUGUUGCUCGGAAGCAGCGACAGAGGAAAAGAACCCAGAGGAAGUGGCUAUGGGGUUGUAUAGGCCUCUCUGCUGCGAUUGGCGUUUCAGUGGUUGCUUAUAAUUACCUGCCACAAACAAGUAAACAUCAACCAAUUGCAAACUCCAGUGAAUCGACAGGUGCUGGCACUCACGAAACUGCCUAACAUUGGUUAAUUACCUCGGCCAACAUGCACACACUGCAGAGUGCAGGGUUUUUAAGAAGAGUUAUAUGUAGGUUAGGUCUUGCGGCAAAAACAUGGCCUCACGCUGCAGUUUUGCUCUAAUAAAAGUUGGACGAGCUAGUUAAAUCAAGAGCGUUUGCUUAGUGCCUGUGCAGAUCAGAUUUCGAGGCUGAUAGCUAUUUGCAGUUCGCUCACUUAAUAAUAGUGACCUGAGUUUGUCAGGUUUGUUGGGUCAUUUGAGAGCAUAAAUAUCUUUCAAUGUUGAUAUCUCUGUAUUGGGUACUGUUGACAGUUGGGUAGAUGAUCAGAUCAGGUCACGUUUGUAUACCUUAGGCGGUCAGUAGGAAUGUUGUACUACCUGCUUUCAAUCUGUGAUAUAACAUUUCUAUUCAGUUAUUAUUCAAAGAGAGAGAUCUCUGUAAUGUUGGUUUGGCA